Messenger RNA from Larimichthys crocea (large yellow croaker), 1643 nucleotides. RefSeq names its product corticotropin releasing hormone binding protein (gene crhbp). Gene Ontology annotation, molecular function: corticotropin-releasing hormone binding. The record is from RefSeq and is a predicted model, not a curated record. The coding region runs from base 82 to 1053 and encodes 323 amino acids. Gene Ontology annotation, biological process: hormone-mediated signaling pathway; negative regulation of corticotropin-releasing hormone receptor activity; negative regulation of corticotropin secretion. Lineage: Eukaryota; Metazoa; Chordata; Actinopteri; Sciaenidae. The transcript is spliced from 7 exons.
UCCUAUAAAAAGCCGCCGCUCGGUCGCAGAGCAGCUCAGACUUUUCCCUCCGCUCAGCUGCGCCUUUUUUUGCACACCGAGAUGCGCAUUAUGGAGCGCACCUUCCGAGAGCAGCUCUUCUUUCUGGUGCUGUGCCUGUCUGUCCUCAAGGGAGACUCCAGAUAUAUCGAGAACAACGAGAUCUCCAAAGAUGAAUUAUUUUCAUUUUUAAACUCGCAGCUCAAGAGAGAAAUACCUGAGGAGUUAAUGUACCGUCGACCUUUGCGUUGUCUGGACAUGGUUGCAGUGGAGGGUCAGUUCACCUUCACGGCCGAGCGUCCUCAGCUCAGCUGUGCUGCCUUCUUCAUGGCAGAGCCCAACGAGGUGAUCACUGUGGAUUAUGACAGCGUUGACAUCGACUGCAGGGGAGGAGACUUCAUCACGGUGUUUGACGGCUGGGUGAUGAAGGGAGAGAAGUUCCCCAGCUCCCAGGAUCACCCGCUGCCCCCGCACGAGCGCUACGUGGAUUACUGCGACUCGGGAUCGGUGAGGAGAAGCGUGCGCUCCUCUCAGAACGUGGCCAUGAUCUUCUUCCGAAUUCACAACGCUGGCAGCAGCUUCACCCUGACGCUCAGGAAACACAUCGACCCUUUCCCCUGUAAUGUCAUCUCUCAGUCACCAGAGGGCAGUUACACAAUGGUGAGCCCGCAGCAGCACAGGAACUGCAGCUUCUCCAUCAUAUAUCCAGUGGAGAUCGACAUCUCCGAGUUCAGCCUGGGACACUUCAACAACUUCCCCAAGAGGUCCACGCCUGGUUGCGGAGAAUCGGGAGAUUACGUGCAGCUUCUGGGAGGAAAUGGCAUCGACACAUCGAAGCUGCUGCCCAUCACGGACCUCUGCAUCUCUUUUAUUGGACCCACACACAUGAAGAUCGGCUGCGACAACACGGUGGUGAGGAUGGUGUCCAGCGGGAAGUUUGUCAGCCGAGUGUCUUUCAGCUACAGGCUGCUGGACAGCCAGGAGCUGCAGACCAUCAAACUCAACAACGUGGAAGAUUUCUGUUUCAAUAACUGAUCCCGACAGGAUCAUAAAGUGACAAAUGUAUCAUUUGACUGCAAACAUUUUUUAAAUUAUUUUACUAAAAACAAGAGGUCCAGCUGCUCUCAUUAGAUGAAAUGUCUUAAAUCCAAAGACAUAAACAUAAAAGUGAAUAAAAAAUAGGUGAUAUUAUAUUGGAUUGCACCAACAGGCUCUAGAAUCUAUCGGACUUUCAAUUCGUUUUUAUUUUUAUUGUCUUUUUUUUUCACUCUUUCUGGUUGCUGAAUAAAGUUUAGUGUCAUUUUGUGUUUGGUGGAACUGCUAUUGUUUUUUAUUUUUGCUUUGUGUACAAUAUAUUUAUUGAGACGAGGGACUUAUGAUAUUGUUAUUAAGUUGUAUAUGGGUUCAUGGCCAACAUUCUUGAAAAGGAAUGGUGCUAAAAUGAAUGUUACCUUCUGUUUGUUUUUUGUUUUUUGCUGAACGAUGCCGAGUCAUUUCCUGUCACGGACCACGUAGAUGGCAAUAUCAGAAGUGUUCAUUAUGAUAAAUACAAGUGUUCAUUGCCAUUAUGCAGUUCAAUUUGUAUAAAACCUUUUUGUAAUAAAACUAUACCGCAUGACAAAGCA